GAGCACGAAAACCUUCACCAGCUACGCUCAAUAAAUGCAAUGUUUCGAAGUUCAAACGCCCUAUCUUUCACUUCCUACCUGCUGUUUUCAAUCUUUAAUUUCCCCUUCAAGCCUUCACCAGCACAGCACCUUCAUUUAAUGCUCUCUCUCUCUCCCUCUCUUCAGAUCUUUAUCUGACUCUGCCAUUGAACUCCAGAGCCCAGAUGCCCAUCUUGCUAUAGUCUUCUUCAACAAUAAAAAAUGGCUGCUUUUGAUGUAUUGAAAUGAUCAGAGAAAGCCCAGAUGGCCAUAUAUUCUGUAACAAUUUCCUUCACCGUUAUUCAGCAAUGGCUGCAGAGUUAUGAGCCGACCCAUCUCUUGUGCCGAAAUUAAUAUCGAGAGCCGAAUGUUUUCAACUCCCUGACAAUCAAGAAAGGAAACUCGUGAUUUGAAGACCGGUUUUUAUGCAAAACUCUCGUACCCAUUAGUCUCUCUUAUGGAUCUGGCGAGCAGAAAGUACCAAAUCCAUCAAACGCAAGCUCUGUCUCCGAUCAGAAGCCCACCGGGCUCAAUCUUCGGCGGGCAUUUGCAUUCUUCCAACACCAGUUUCCCGAUCCUCGCCGUCGCCAUCAUCGGCAUCUUGACCACCGCCUUCUUGCUGGUGAGCUACUACAUCUUCGUCAUCAAAUGCUGCCUAAACUGGCACCGGAUUGACAUUCUAAGCCGCUUUUCGUUCUCCAGAAGCCGCAGCCACGGCGACCCGGCCGGCCUCUUCUCUCCCGGGAACCAGAGAAGAGGGCUCGAAGAAUCAGUAAUUCAAUCCAUCCCAAUACGCCAGUUCAAGAAAGGGGACAAGGAUGCUUCCAAAGAAACAAGAAGCUUCAGCGAAUGCGCCGUUUGCUUGAACGAGUUUCAAGAAGAGGAGAAGCUCCGAGCAAUCCCAAACUGCGCCCAUUUGUUCCAUGUCGAUUGCAUCGACGUUUGGCUGCAAAACAACGACAAUUGUCCGCUUUGCAGAACGAGCAUUUCAACGGUUCCCCAUUUUCCAUUGGAUCGAACGCUUGCUCCAUCUUCGUCCCCCCAAAACCCCACUCAGAACGGCAAUAAUUUCAUCGGCGCGGAUGAAGGUUACGUGGUGAUUGAGCUCGGCGAAGCGAACUCUGCUGAUCCAGCGACAUUGAAUUCAGGAGAGUUGAUAAAACUGGAGCCGAAGACUCUGCAGAAGAAGGUGAAAAGGUUCAAACAUGUUUCGAUGAUGGGAGACGAGGGCAUUGACGUCCGAGAAAGAGACGAUCGGUUUGGAUUGAUCCAACCCAUGAGGAGAUCUAUUUCCAUGGAUUCAGCCACUGAUCGGCAAUUGUAUUUAGCCGUUCAAGAGAUCAUUCAACAGAACGUAAAUGUCAACAAUGAGGUUAGCUCCAUUGACGGCGGUUCAACUUCAAGCUCAAGCGGCAGAAUCAGAAGGUCCUUCUUUUCCUUUGGAAAUGGAAAGGGUUCAUCAAGAAGCGCUGUUCUUCCAGUAGAAUUAUAAUUUUCUUUUUUGUAAUUUCGUGAUAUGGCUAUAGAGAUUUUAGGAUUUGUUUAGAAGCAGUGAUAAUCUGUAAGAUUACGAAACUGAAUUCAGUUGCAGGACUUGGUAUGAACAAGUUAAUUUCUGCGGUUUUCUCUUGGCUUGAUGAGACUAGGGCCGGGGUGGUCCACUGUAUUCCCAUUGACUUGCAGACAUUAUUACGGCCAUCAUUGCUUCCUACACUUGGUUCUUUUCUUUUCA
This is a messenger RNA of Diospyros lotus (date-plum), 1750 nucleotides long. RefSeq names its product RING-H2 finger protein ATL16. Lineage: Eukaryota; Viridiplantae; Streptophyta; Magnoliopsida; Ericales; Ebenaceae. The record is from RefSeq and is a predicted model, not a curated record. The transcript has a single exon. Gene Ontology annotation, biological process: protein ubiquitination. Gene Ontology annotation, molecular function: transferase activity. Bases 476 to 1510 code for a protein of 344 amino acids.